Molecule: messenger RNA, 835 nt
Organism: Zingiber officinale
Lineage: Eukaryota; Viridiplantae; Streptophyta; Magnoliopsida; Zingiberales; Zingiberaceae
Product: auxin-induced protein 22D-like
Exons: 4
Coding region: 72-623 (183 amino acids)
Biological process (GO): regulation of DNA-templated transcription
Cellular component (GO): nucleus
Molecular function (GO): protein binding
Source: RefSeq, a predicted model, not a curated record
AGAUAACAAACCUUGACUUUAUAUAUACAAUUAAUCUGAUCAGCUCAGUGGAUCGCCGACUAGAAACGGAAAUGGAGGUUGAUCUCGACAACUUCAAGGCAACUGAGCUCACACUUAGUCUCCCCGGCUCCGAUGCGCCGAGGAAGCCGUCACAGGUGACCGGCAAGCGAUCUCAUGAAGAGAGCUGCAACAGUGAGCAGAGUAGUACUGUUCCUCCAGCCAAGGCACAAGCAGUGGGGUGGCCGCCGGUGAGAUCUUGCAGGACAAACAGCUUCAGGGCAAGGAAGAACAUGGAGAUCACAGCAGAGAAGGAGAAGAGCAGUAAUGGUGGAAUAUACGUGAAGGUGAGCAUGGAUGGAGCUCCUUACUUGAGGAAACUGGAUCUCAGGCUGUGUAAGGGUUACAAGGAUCUCACCCACGCAUUGAACAGCAUGUUCGAAUGUUUUUCCCCAGGUAGCUUGGAAGGGCACGGCGAUGAGUGUGGAUUCGCGAUCACAUAUGAGGAUAAAGAUGGGGACUGGAUGCUGGCUGGAGAUGUACCAUGGGAGAUGUUCAUCUCUUCAUGCAAGAAGUUGAGGAUAAUGAAGGGAUUUGAAGCAAGAGGCUUGGCUUCGAGGACAUAAACAUGCAUGAAGAUUCAGAAACUGAUUUAGUACGUAGUUUUUGGUUUGGAUCAUCAACAGAUCAACAGUUGUGAUAUUUUGGUUUAGCUUUUUCUUUUCACCCUUCAAAAUUACAGCCGAAUACAACUCAAUAUUCCAUAUACGAUCGAUCCUCAAGGAGAGGAAAUAUAAAUUUGCCAGUACUGUAUUCAUCCACUUUGCCAUAAGUUUAA